This is a messenger RNA of Salmo salar (Atlantic salmon), 2420 nucleotides long. Lineage: Eukaryota; Metazoa; Chordata; Actinopteri; Salmoniformes; Salmonidae. The record is from RefSeq and is a predicted model, not a curated record.
ACUUGUUGCAGGCUUACACCGUUACGCACAGUUGUAUUUUGUGAAGAGUAGUUUCAGCGAUUUUUAGCGAUUCCAAAGAAAAUAUCAUGGCGAUGAAAUCUGGAAAAGCGAAGUCUAAGGUUAACUUUACUGAUUUGCAAAUUUUAGAAGAAAUGGAUAGAGAAAGUGAGACCGAAUAUUUGCUUGACGAUGACUCGUCAUCCAGCCAUAGCUUUGAUUCGGAAGCUGAAGAACUGUUUCUACAGGGAGAGGACAUUCUUCUGGAUCGUGGUAGCGACUCUGACUGGGAGCCCCCGGUGUCAAGGUGCCCAUCCCCCGAUGAAGCUGGUUCGUCCAGCCAGAGACCUGCUGUCUCUGGCGCCACACCUACCCCCGCCCGGCCAUCUCGAGGUGGGAAGAAGUCAAAUAAGCGGAGGAAGGGAACCGUGGAACCUGCUGGCAGAGAGGUAGAUGAGCGUUGGCACACUGUGCUGGUGGAGGAUGAAGAUCAAGUUCCACCAGUAUUUUGGCCGAAAAGGCAGCCUGGGCCACAACUGGACAUGACAGCGAAGUACAGCCCCCUUCAACUAUUUCAGCUGUUUUUCACCCCGUCAGUUAUUGAUUCACUUGUGUGCAACACCAACAAGUAUGGAGCAAAAAAGCUAGCAGGCAAGAAAGAUGCAUGGAAGCCCAUUUUCAUGCAAGAGCUUUUCUGCUUCCUUUCAAUUGUAAUUUACAUGGGGCUGGUGAAGCUGAAAUCCCUCAAGGCUUACUGGAAAACAUCCCCGCUCUAUCAACUGCCUUUCCCACCCACUGUGAUGUCCUGUAAAAGGUUUUUAUAUAUCUUACGGGCGCUUCACAUCAGUGACCCUAAAGUUGAUGAGGCCAAUGACAAGAGGAGAGGCACCGCAAAGUUUGAUAAGCUAUGUAAAAUCAAACCUCUCUACCCCAGCAUGGUUGAGGCCUGCAAGACUUAUUUUCAGCCCGCCCAGAACUUGUCAAUUGAUGAGAGGAUGGUAGCCUCAAAGGCCCGAAUCAGUCUAAAGCAAUACAUGCGGAACAAACCAACAAAAUGGGGAUACAAGCUGUUUGUUUUGGCGGAUUCUGUGUGUGCGUACACCUGCAAUUUUUUUGUUUAUGAGGGGAAAAGCUCUUUUGCAACCGGUAAGGGACUGAGUUAUGACUCUGUGAUGGAUCUGUUGGAUUUUAAACUUCUGGGGAGUGGCUACAAACUCUGUGGACAAUUUUUACACAAGCCCUGCCCUUUUCACAGACCUCAGGAAGCUGAAUGUGUGGGCUUGUGGCACCAUUCGGUCCAACAGAGUGGGUUUUCCGAAGACGAAGGUGAAUGACAUGCCUAAGCGGGCUGAGCGGGGAGCGAUACGAUGGAUUCGCCAAGAUGGCCUGCUCUUCGUGAAGUGGAUGGAUACCAGAGAGGUGGUGAUGUGCAGUACUAUCCACAAGUCCUUCAGUGGCGAUCACGUCGUUAGGCGUGUGAAGGGCGCUACUGGGGAAUGGGCCACAAAACAUGUCCCCAUUCCUGCGGCUAUCAAGGAUUACAACAAGGGCAUGGGAGGUGUGGACCUUUCAGACGCACUGAUCGGAUAUUACAAUGUUCUCCACAAGACCAUGAAAUGGUACAAGACAUUGUUUUAUCACUUCAUCGACAUUGCUGUCGUCAAUUCCUUCAUACUCCAGAAGGAAAUGGCUAAGAGCUGUGGACAGCCCCCCAUCUCCCAGCUAGCCUUCAGGGAGCAGCUCAUCCAGGAGCUUGCAGACUACAGCACAAAGUCAACUGCAUCACCUUCUGCCCCCUCUACCCCUGCCCCCUAUACUCCGGCCGCCAGUAGUGUUCACAUGCCGAAGUUUAUAACAGCAGGGAUGAAUGUGCCUCCGGGCCAAAAGGCCACAGCAUGGAGGCGGCGUUGUGUUCUUUGCCGCAUGAAGUCCCCCAUCACCUGCAACACAUGUUCGGUUUGCCUGUGCUUUACAUCAGAAAGGGACUGCUAUGGGACAUGGCACGAGCAGCGGAAUAUUGUGUAGAGGACUGAGGGUCUUCCAAGGGUCUACCUACCACUGUUAUUUUUUUGUAAAUAUUUUUUUAUUUUUUGGGGGGCAUUUUGUGUAGGUAUUUGCAUAAAAAUGUACCUUUUUUUUGUAAAUAUUGUUUUAUUUUUGGGGGGGCAUUUUGUGUAGGUAUUUGCAUAAAAAUGUACCUUUUGGCAGCUUUUCUGACCAAUGUUUUUUGCACAUUUGCAUUUUCCUACUUUGUAUAUAGUUAUUUGCACAAAAAAUGUACCUUUUGGCAGCUUUUCUGACCAAUGUUUUUUGCACACUUUCAUUCCAAAAAUUGUUGGAUUAGCAUUUUCUUACUUUGUAUAUAGUUAUUUGCACUAAAAAUGUACCUUCUUUUGACAACUCUUUUCUGACCAAUAACCUCU